AUGAGUAGUUUUGCAUAUGAUAAUGUAAGCGAAAGCAAAAAACAAAGCCCACAAGGAACACAACAACUAUCAACAGAGCAAGAAUAUAAAAGCAACAACAAUGCAAAGACGCCAACUACUACUGAAACAAAAGCAACAGCAACAACUAACAUUACAAUAGACGAUAAUAGUGUUAAAAAGACAAACGAAAACGAGAACAAAAUUGCAACAAUAAGCAAAUUGACAACAACAGCAAGCCAUUUUAUUGAGAACUAUGAAAAACACAAUGUACACCAAGCCGAAACUGCAAUUCCACAAUCUUCGAAGUCAUCACCGACAUCAGCGUUGUUAACUUCUGGCUCAGUUAUGACACCAGGUGAUACCGAACUGCCAUUGCAACAGCAGGAUCGAAAACCAGAAAACACAACAACUGCAUCAGAUGAGGAAAAUCCAUCAUUACAGCCACUCAUAUCCGAAAUCCCAACGGAUGAUACAUUGGACACAAGGAGUCGGCAGCGAAUUGAGUAUGAGGAUGUUAAUGAAAUGUUGCCGUCAAUUGUUUCAUCGGGAUUAUCAACACCUUCGAGAACAACAGUAGCAUUACCAUCGUCACCAUUAGCGUCUCUACCUUUGGAUUUAAGUCCUAAGUUGGAAACUCAUUUGCCGCAUAUCUCCAGUGAGCCGACUUUUGGAGUACAAUUGCGUAAAAAGCAACUGCAACAAGUGGAAGAAGAACAAGAUAAAAAAGAGCCGGCGGCAGACAACACUGUGCCAUACUAUAGCAGUGCAAUUAAAUCGGGUACUGUGAGUGCCACCGCCUCGCCGAACAUGGUGCGAAAAUCAUCGGAUGGUUCUGUUUCUCUUCCACGUCGUGUAUCAUUUCCUAAAAGCGACAACGAAUUAGUUACCGGAUAUUUAGAGCCAGCGAAUCCUUGGGAACAUGUUUGUUUGGUCAAAAGCAUUUCGGAAAUUGCUGAACUGUAUAUGACAUCAUGCCACAAGCACAAUACAAAGCCAUUACCAUGUAUAUUGGAUCAUUUGAAGGCGGUGGAUCUGACGAAACAGUUGAGACAACCAUUACUAUCUCUCAAGUCAACACAAUUGGCGCCAAGUGAUUGCGAAGCAUUGGAAGAAGUUCUCAAAAGGGUCCAAUACAAAUCCAUAGAUGUUUCCGAUUGUAAGCUAAAUGAAACGGCAGCCAGUGCACUCUUUGAAAUUAUUGAAUACUAUGAGGCUACUAAUGAACUAGAUAUAUCAUCGAAUGCCGCCGGAAUGACACAUAGAGGUUGGCAGUCGUGCACAUACAUGAUUAGUCACAGUCAGGAACUGCAGGUGCUGAAUGCUGAGGGUAAUCCCAUUACAAAAAUCAGUGCUGACCACUUGGGCAAUGCGCUCAACACAUCAAAUUUGCAUACAUUGAAAUUGGAACACUGUGGUCUAAAAGGAGCGCCGUUAAGCAGUUUGUGUUUCAAACUUUGGCAUAAUAGAACUUUAAAGGAGCUGUGGAUAGCCUACAAUGACUUGGAUUGUAAUGAUGCCGAUACCAUAGCAGAGAUGUUGAAGGUUAAUCAUUACUUGGAAUUAAUUGAUAUAAGCAACAACAAUAUUGGGGACGACGGUUUGCGCCACAUAGUUCUGUCGUUGAUUAUGCAGUCGAAAGAAUUGGAAAGACGAACGACAUUUCAGCGGGCCGCUGCCAUUGACGACGACGAAAGUAUGUCACCGUUUGAUACAUCUGCACCGGCUGAUCUGUGCGAUGGAAAGGAAAUGGGCGAUUGGGACACCAAAAUUGAGAAUCAGCCUAUAUUGAAGACUGAAUGCGACGUUGACACUGAGGCGAAGUUUAAAAAUCAACUAACUAAAAUUGAUGAACAACAUAGUGUUAUCGGUAGUUGUGAACAAAGUGACAUUGAGGUAAAACAUGAAAUCGAACCUAGACCAGUGUCAUCAUUUAAGCCGCCUUUGAUAUCAACGGUGGGUUCAACGAUUGAAGAAAUUGAUCCGGACGAGGAUACAGAUGAUACUGUGCGGACAAGUACACUCAAAGGCAAUUCGCAGGCGUCAGUUGGCGGCCAAUCCAUGCUUGACAAACUACUUUCAAUGAAUAGUGAAAGUAGUAGUGAAGAUGGGGUUUCCAACAUUUCCACCGACACACUGGCUGCAUGCUGUUCCGAAGAUGCUAGUCUUAUGAGUGAUGAUGUGUUUGACAUUGCAGCUACAGUAUCUGCAAAAACGACUAUAACAACAUCAAACACAUUUGUUAAGUGUCCAAACGACACGGAUUCGGAAAUAAGCGAGGGAACUACGGAGAUUUCAAGUCUUCUCUCAAAUCCUGCAGCGAAUAAAGUGUCCAUAGAAUCAUCACCGAAAGAUGCAGAAGCUGACAGAAGAGGUCUCAUUACAUCACCUUCGACGAAUGUUUCGAGUUCGGGCCUAAUUGAACCAUCUGUCAUUCCCAUUUGCAAUGUCAAGUUAGAUGCACAAACAUCAACUCAGUCCCCCCUUGUAAAUAAUUAUGUAAGCAUUAAUAACAACAAUGACAUCAGCAGCGAUAACAACAAUUUAAAUGUGACUUCGGUACCUGUACAAAAUACAUCGUCCACAAUCUUCUCGGGCAGUUCGCUGGAGAAGAUAUCAUCACCGACUUCGGUAACAGCAAAUGUCGAUAUUUACGAAGUGAAGGCGGAAGAAAGGAACUGCAGGCAAAGUGACGCCGGCAGUGUUGUGUGCAUUUUAAGUGGAGAAGCGCAGGGAAAUUCUGAACCUGCCAAUUCAAUGCAACAUCAUGCUGCUACCAAAGCGUUAGAUGUAAAUAAGAACACCAAGUUUGGAGAAGACUUCGACGACACUCACAGUACAGAUUCAGCGUUCGAAAGUGCCUCGGAAGGUGAUAUAAGUCGUCAUCUGCCUGAAGAGUUUACCCGCCUGUCAGCAUCCCUAGAAAGUACCCGUCUGGAUGAUCUAGCCAAAGAAUUUUCCAUAGAGACAGCAACUAUAGCUUCAGAGUCUAAUGAAUGUUUAAUUGCAGCCGCAGCCAGUGUGACGCCAUCUUCUACGCCAACUCCACAAAAAACGCAGUUUAGUCAGAUCUCAACGCCCGUUUCGGAGAGGGAGCGUCCAGUAGCUGAAGCAGUCAAGUCGGACACCUGUCUUUCUACCUCCCUGCCCGUUUCCGAAACUGUUCUACCACCUACGAUACAAGUGGAAUUUGGUGCUUUGGGUGAGCCCACGGCAUCGCCAAUAGUACAUGAGUUUCGGGACAAAAUACCAAAGGUGACAAUUGCCCAAGACAGUAUAUCACAGAAAAGCAAAGCGACUAGCUUAAUUAGUACAAGUCCAAGUCAAACUCCUCCACCACCGUCAACAUCUCCCGGAGGAGUUAGUAGCGGCUUAAGGCGCACUGAAUCAACAUGCGCCUUCUUGACACAAUCCACACGGAAUCGCUCCCAGAGCACUGACAGCUUGUGCAGUGACAAUUCUUUAGAUGGAAGUAUUGGUAGUGGUGAUCUGAACUUCUCAUCUUCGGUUCAACUUAAUGAAAAACUCACCAAGAAUGACACUCUUACGAGGCAACAGCGGCAACUAGAAUCAACCGGAGAGACGAGCACUAGGGCGCCAGGUGGACUCAAGGCUCUUGCCUUGUGGAACAACAAUCUUACGAAGGAGGCAGGUUCUUCCAUUUCUGAUCUGCUGGCAGAGACGGUGUCACUAGAAUUGCUUAACAUAGGAAAAAAUUGUCUAACGAAUGAGUUCGUUUCCACAAUAAAGGACAGUCUAACUAAAAACACAACAUUAACCACUUUGGGCCUUCAGAGUGCUGAGCUUAGCGCCAACGGCAUCGAAACACUGACAUCCAUAAUGACAUUCGGCGGCAACAGCACGUUGCAGCGCAUUGACAUACGUGGUAACAAGGUGGAAGUUGACAGUUUGUCAAAAAUAGCAGAAGUUUUGAAAUCAAAUACAACCGUCACUCAAAUCGAUAUAGACGAUGAGCCAAAGCGUUUGUCUGUGGGCAGUGAAGCACAUUUGGACUAUGCCCGGGUAUUAGAAAACGUCCGCUCUAUGUGCGCCCGCAACGAAAAAACUCAACAACAGGAGAAACCCUCAAUUAAUCCCAUGAGUAGGCGCAAGGGUGGUUACUACUUGGGCUCUAGAAAGAUAUCAUUGACUUGUCAUAGCAGACCUGUGGUCGACACCAGUAAUCCAGUUGUCGUAACGUGUUCGGCAACGGCAAACAAUAAGUUGGAGGUUAAACGUAAACCAGGCACACGUUUACGCUCACCUGUUCCCAGCCCAACAACAAUAUCGCCAUCUUCGUCACCCAACCGUUCCAGCAGAUUUCAGGUAUUCCGUGUGGCCGAGGUCAGCCCUUUGACUUCACCAAGCAUACAAAACCAAGUCACGGGUGGACUCGCAGCUACAAAAGCCAUGUCCAGCAGUAGUGUAUUUAUACAGUCAGUAUCUUCGGAUGCAGGAUCUAAAGAUGCCACUUAUCCGAAUUUGACAUCAACAUCGCUGCCAACAUCUUGUUCCUUGCCGUCUAUGGCGACGAUUUCAUCGUCGACACAGUCCAUCAAACGAUUGUCGGUUUCACCCCGUUCCAGGUUUCUAGUACGCAAGGUUUACGAGGACCCCAACGUGCCACUGUCUAGUCGGGCAAUACCUCCGAUAACACCUCCCAUUAAUCCCCCACCAACACCUAUGUCCAAGAAUUUAAAUGAUAGUGUAAAGCAUGCGCAAGAGGCUACCACCACCACGACUGUGAAAGCAGACAUGGACGAUAACAAAUUGCAGCAACUGCAUGCUAGAAAUUCCACACAGUCCCACUCCAUUACUUGCCAUGAAGUCUCUCCUACUCCUUUGUCGUUUCAAACGAACCAACAGCAACAAGAAAGCAAUACAACCACCGAUUCUUGCGCAACGUCGAUUAUGAAAGUCAGAGGGCUUUCUCAAGCACCACAACAACAAAGUGAACAAAGUACAAAUGCAACAAAAUCACUAGCAAUGAAUUCAGCGAAUCCUGAAUGUAGUCAGAGUGCAGUAAUUCAGCAAUCUCCAUCUAUUUUAUCAACACUUUCAACGUUAUCAUCUUCGUCAACAACUUCCGACUCCUCCUCGUCGUUAUCAUCAUCAUCGGUAACUUCGUCAUCUUCUUCAUCAUCGUCAUCUACAUCACCCGCCAGUAAUAUAGACAGUUCAGAUUCCUCGUCGUCGGUGCACUCGGCCGAGCACGUAUAUCCGAACGUGGACCCUCAAGAUUUGACUAUUUCUGGACAGUGUCCAAUCGCAGUGUUUGGUGACAAUGAUAUAACGCUCACUAAGAAUACCGUCAAUGAAGCGCUUGUAACAGCAGCUGUUGCCGUUGCUAGAGAUAAUACGAACAGUUCUUCAGCAGAAGACAUGGCGGUUCCACAGACAGCACACCAACAGCGUGUGCGCAAAGUUUCAUGGAUUGCAAAUCCCACAGCUGUUGAUAAACUAUUGACACUAUUCCAUAAUCCAUUUCAGCGUAGCUCUUCACCAGAAUCGAAAGGCGUCACGAGUACACCAGUGACUUCUUCAAUGGUACCGCCACAGUAUAGUCAAGCGACAUUGGAACAAUGCACUUUGGAACAACAUCAAUCGGCAACAUCAAAAACGCUUAUGCCUUUAAGAAAACAGUCACCACCAUCAUGGUCCAAACUGGGUACAGAUAUGUUAAUUGCUGCCAACAGCAGUAAUGCAGACUUGGCAAAUAUUGUGGCGACCACAGCUGCGGCCGUCGUUACAGAACAAUCAAGAUCGUUCUUGGAUGCAGCCUCAAAACAAUUUCGCGACUUCAGUAAACAAGUGUUUCGUCAAAAUUUAUCAUUUGGCAACGAGUCAGUCACCACAGCAUCGACUACGACAAUAACAUCGUCUACUGUUAACAAUCCCAAUAGUGGAGAUCCAGAAAUGGGCAGCACGUUGCAGAGUAAUAGCGGUGCUGCCGCAUGUGGCGUCACAAGUUCCUGUUCCAUCGCACCAUCAUGUUACGCGAUCGAAUGCAAUGUCGACUCGCUACCCACCGAAGUAAAACAAAAAAUAAAAGAAAAUAUUUCUCCCGAGCACACAAUUAACGAAGAGACAUUGCAUGCAAUGCAAAAAAUGCAAGACAGCCUAACGACACCAACUGCGUCAGUAACACCACCUCCACCGCCCGAAUGUAAAUAUGAUAGCGAAAAUUUCGUUUCCAAGGACACCCAAACAGGAAGCGAAACCAGUGGCAUAAGACGUGCCGUAUCUGCACACUUGGCCAAGUGGAUACAGAGACCAUUGCAGGACGAACCAGACAAUUGA
Molecule: messenger RNA, 6297 nt
Organism: Musca vetustissima
Lineage: Eukaryota; Metazoa; Arthropoda; Insecta; Diptera; Muscidae
Product: serine-rich adhesin for platelets
Exons: 6
Coding region: 1-6297 (2098 amino acids)
Source: RefSeq, a predicted model, not a curated record